This is a messenger RNA of Equus quagga, 4610 nucleotides long. RefSeq names its product V-set and immunoglobulin domain containing 10 (gene VSIG10). Bases 314 to 1918 code for a protein of 534 amino acids. The record is from RefSeq and is a predicted model, not a curated record. Gene Ontology annotation, molecular function: cell adhesion molecule binding. NCBI's taxonomy places the organism in Eukaryota, Metazoa, Chordata, Mammalia, Perissodactyla, Equidae. Gene Ontology annotation, cellular component: cell-cell junction. Gene Ontology annotation, biological process: cell-cell adhesion. The transcript has 9 exons.
GCCUGGAUGGGAGGAGGGAGGGAUCCCCGCUCCUGUUGUUUUCCGCGAGCCGGAGAGGGUGGCGGUCGCAGGGGGCGGGGUGCGCCCUCCCACCCCGGGCCGUGCGCUCGGAGAGAGGAUCGCGCCAGCCGCCCAGCGCAGCUCCCAGCCCCGGACAUCGGGCUCACCCCCAGCAUCUUCCCCUGGGGCCGCGGAAAGUGGAGCUACUCUGCCGUCCCGAGGACCUGAGAGGAGCACUUAGCACCGGGGGACGCACACCCAGCCCAGCCGGAGCCUGGUUUCCUGAGGGGCCCCUGCGCGCCUCUGGGGCGAGAUGGCCGCGGGCAUCCAGCCCCGGGUCCUCGUCUACCUCGGGGCGCUGCUGGCCCGCUGGGUCGCCGCAGGGUUGGAGGCUGCUGUCAUCGGAGAAGUUCAUGAGAACAUUACUCUGCCCUGUGGCGACAUCUCGGGACCGAGGGGCCUAGUGACCUGGUACCGCAAUGACUCGGAGCCCGUCUUCCUCCUGUCCUCGAAUUCCAGCCUCCCACCAGCCGAGCCGCGCUUCUCCCUGGCGAAUUUCAGCUCCCUGCACAUUGAGGCGCUGAGCCUGCAGGAUGAGGGGAACUACACCUGCCGGGAGGUCCUGAACGAGACUCAGUGGUUCCAAGUGUGGCUGCAGGUGGCCAGCGGCCCCUAUCAGCUUGAAGUCAACAUUUCCACCACCGGCUCGCUCCCCAACGGCACCCUCUAUGCAGCCCAGGGCUCCCAGGUGGAUUUCAGCUGCAGGAGCAACUCCCGGCCUUCACCUAUGGUGGAGUGGUGGUUCCAGGCCCCGCAUUCCAGGAACGAGCCCUUUGGAAACAACCUGACGGUCAGCUGUUUCACUCUGCUGCUGAUGUCGAGAAACCUCCAAGGGAACUACACCUGUUCGGCUAUGAACAUGCUCAGUGGGAGGCAUCGAAAGGUGACCACUGAGCUCCUUGUCUACUACCCCCCUCCAUCAGCUCCUCAGUGCUGGGCAGAGAUGUCACCAGGAUUGUUCAAGCUGCAGCUCACCUGUCGCUGGGACGGGGGAUACCCAGACCCAGACUUUCUGUGGACAGAAGAGCCAGGAGGUGUUGUCGUGGGCUCAUCAAAACUGGGGGUGGAGAUGCUGAACCAGUCCCAACUGUCGGAUGGCAAGAAGUUCAAGUGUGUUGGGAGCCACGUAGUGGGGCCAGAGUCAGGAGCCAGCUGUGUGGUACAGAUCAGGAGCCCCUCCCUUCUCUCUGAGCCCAUGAAGACUUGCUUCACAGGGGGUAAUGUGACACUCACCUGCAAAGUGUCUGGAGCCUACCCCUCUGCCAAGAUCCUGUGGCUGAGGAACCUCACCCAGCCCGAGGUAGUCAUCCAGCCCAACAGCCACUAUCUCAUCACCCAGAAUGGCCAGAGGUCCACCCUCACCAUCCGCAACUGCUCCCAGGACCUGGAUGAGGGCUACUAUGUCUGCCGGGCUGAGAACCCCGUGGGGGUGAGGGAGGUGGACAUCUGGCUGAGCGUGAAAGAACCUUUAAAUAUUGGUGGAAUUGUGGGCACUAUCGUGAGCCUUCUUCUGCUGGGACUGGCCAUUAUCUCAGGGCUUAUGUUGUAUUACAGCCCUGUGUUCUGCUGGAAAGUAGGAAACACUUUCAGGGGGCAAGACAUGAAUGAUGUCAUGGUUUUGGUGGAUUCAGAAGAGGAAGAGGUGGAGGAGGAGGAAGAUGCUGCAGGAGUGGAGGAGGAGGACGCAAAUGAGAGGGAGGAGUUGCCAAAAGAAAUACACAAGCAUGGCCACAUUCACAGAGUGACCGCACUGGUGAAUGGGGACGUAGACCGGAUGGGCAAUGGACUCCAGGCUCUGCAAGACGACAGCAGUGAGCAGCAGAGUGACAUCGUUCAAGAACAGGACAGGCCAGUUUGAAGAAGAGAACUGUCCUUCACUAUCCUGUCUUGAGAGCUUGGAAAGCUACGUUGAAGAUGAGCUUUGCAUUCUGCUUUGACUUGACCUGCACCCCUGCCUGAGGGCUUCAAAAGGUUUGGGGGACUUGGUAAAAAGGAAAGACACACACACACUUUUCCUGACAUUUUUUUCCUAAAUUGGCUUGACGUGCUGUAAGUUUUCUCAAGGAUGUUAAAAAGCUUUGGGAACAGGCAGCGUGUCAGGGACAGCUGCAUUUGGCGUCUGAGAUGCCCCUUUCCCUGUGACUCCUGGCUUUGUCCAGGUUGACUGAUGCUGACUUGUAGGGACAGGAGUAGGGGGAGGCACUUGGCCCAGUGCCCUUUGCCACUAUUAAAGGUCUGUAACCACCCAGCCCCAGCACACAGGGACUAGCCUGGGGUGACAAGGACACUUUUUCACUGCCCAGGUGAGCUGAGAAACCAGAGAAAUGUCAGCUCCCUGGAAAAGGUGAGGAGGUGGUGUCAGCUACUGAUGCUCAUCAGAGGGAGGCCAUUUGGUUCGGGUUUUGCAGUUGGACACUCAGUCUUGAUUCUGUGCCCUGCCCCUGACUUGUUUUGUGGGGUGGCGCAGGUUGCUUUUCCUCUCCCUUGGGCCUCAAUUUCCUCAUCUAUGAAACAGGUGAACUCACACCUACCUUCCAGGGCUGUGGUGAGGACUAAACGAGGUACUUUUGGAUGUGAAAGUGCCUAAGAGGUGCUCAAAGGAUGUUAGUUAUCUGCUCCUUUGCCUUCCCUAGUGGAAAAAAACCGUCAGCUGUAAGCUGCGAGCUGCUGCCUGGGCCUUUCAUCUUUUCUUCCUUCUUUGUAGCAUGGUUUCCACUGAGGGCAUUAGUAGAGCUCUCCUGAUGGUUUUUGCUUCCCUGGAGAUACAAUUCUUUUCCAAAGAGGUAGAGGCCCAUACGAGGAAGUGCCUUUCAUUGACACCUCACAUUUUCCAGAGUUUCAUAUUUAUACAGAAGCCUCUUGAGUGAUGCACAGUUAGCUUUCAGACUUUCCCAUUCUUCCUUUCCCCUGUGGCUUUGAAAGGAGGCAGGAGGAAUGUUUUGUAAUGGAGUAUCUCGGUGAUAAAGUACUCCUUGGGCAGACCAGCUCAUCUGGCCGGUUUCUCACUCUUGGAAAUGGGAAAACUUGUUUCCUUCCUAUUUAAGGAUAUUAGGAGGAUACACUGAUCCGUAAUACUAAGUUUCAAAAGAAAAUAACAUGUGAUGAGUUUAAGCUGCUGAUGUUUCCAAUAAAUCCCUGUACAAUUUAGAGAUUUAUUUUUCUGAUUUCAUCCAAAUCUCUUAAAUGUUAGGGACCUUAGCAAAGGAUAUGCGCUAAACAUGAAAAUCUGACUUGAAUUUGCACUCUUUAAUGUUGCAUACCCUGUUCUGAUGGACAAAACCUAGGGCUUCAAGGAGAACCUCCUUUCUCCAAUUACAGGCACUGGGACUCCUAAGGUGAGCAGCUGGUUAUCCGCAGGGUUACUCUGCGGGUGUGGUUGGGUAUCGGUUUUCUUGGAUGAAGGGACUAAACUAAGCAAAUCACUAGAAGUGAGCCCUGUCCCCAGCUCGGAACGCUGGGCAGCUCAGGAGCUGGCUGCAACGUUCGCCCCUCAGGAAUAGCUGUGAACUGCAGUUCUUGUGGGCUGGGUCUUCGCUGCCUGGUACCUCACGAACUGAACCACUCCACCCAGUCUCAGUUAGUGUCAUUUCAGAACAAGAUGCUGAAGAUAGGUUGCUUCUGAAGUCACUGAACACUGAGCUAGUCUCUCCUUUAGUCUUCAUCAGUACGCUCCUGAAUCUGAGAGUCGAUUAUGCAGAGGCAACCAUAUUUAAAAAAAGGAAAAAAAACUGUAGGAAAAAAAUCCCUAGUUGGGAACACAAAGAAUAAUUUGCAAGAUCACUGAGAUGCUUUCUGCCACUUCCUCUUCUCUUGCACACACACACAAUAGAAAAUCUUCGAGGCAGGGUUUUUUCCACUAGCAAAUGGGAGUGUCAGGGUCUUGGUGCCAAACACCAUAAACCUUUGACCAGCAGAGCUGUGACUGCUGUCACUGCUAUCUGAGCCCUGUGAACACAUUAAUGUGGCUGCGUCACUUAAGAGCCCAGGUGCUGGGGGUCUUCAAGUUUUAAGGAUUUUUGAAGAAUUAGGACUUUUCUUUUCUUUAAGAGAUAACCCAUCCCCAAAUCCACAAGCAUGUUGACAGUAGGUGACAGACUUGUGUAGCAAAGUCCAAGCUAUUACAUUGUGCUUUUGAAAAAUCUUAUCGGAAUGUAUUAUGAACUCAGAGACCAGGAGAUCUGCUUAUCAGAACCAGGAAGAUAAAUAAUUCAGGGCUAUCACAACUCACAUUUCUUUUCUUCAAAAUCUGGUGGACACCAGGGAAGGGGCUCCCAUAAUCCUGUGGCUUUGAUAUUGGCUCUAAUUCUCACAAGCACAUACAGGCCCUAUUAUUGCAGCAAGAAAAUGCAUGACGGAAAAUUUCUAUCACCCUUGCACUGAAACCUGGAAAAUCACCGUUGCUGGGUGAAAUUUAUGAUGAUGCAGUAAGUGCCAACUGGUAUUUCUCACCAGGGGACUGGCCAGGAACUGCUGCAAAGAAUAAGCAGGUCCCUCUGCAUUAUUUACAGUUUCAAAUUUGGUGAUGGUGGGUGGGCGGGGUUUGGGGAGAA